AGGACUCAAAUGCAGCCAAACUUGAACGCGUUCCCCUACCCAUCUUCUUCACAUUACCACCCUGUACCGGGCCCCAGCUCUCGUGUGGAAGAUACGAAAAAAGACCCGGCCAAGAAACGCAAGGAACUAUCAGGAAAACUAAACAAAGAGAUGAGCGACCGUCGCGACGAGUCCCGGCAAUAUACCGAGACUGUCAACAUGCUGCAACGGACUGCAACGCAACUCGCCCACAAGCCGGAGAGUGUUCCCCUCUACGAAUUAAGGCUUCUCCCCUUAUCAAUCGAGCGCUCCUCGCUCCUCGUAUCAAUAGAGCUUGAGGAGAGGCAUGCUAUCGACUGCGCUGUUAUGGCAUUCGAAGAAGAGCGACAGAGAGUGGAAGAAGAAUAUAAGCGCGGUCGCGAUCGAGUUAGAGAACGGCUCCUCGAAGGAAUUGAAGAAAGACGCCGUCGAGCCCGAGAAGACAGGGAAGGUGAAGGUACUGGUGGAGAUGCCUCUAUGGAGCAGAAUAGACCACAUAUAACACGCAAGCUUCGCAACAAACUGGGUACAUCUCCCCCGCCAACUCCACUGGGUGCAGCAGUUCCAAAUCCGGCAUUGCCGGUCACGACCGGGCCGUUCCUCAAUCCACACUCACUUUCGGUCGACGAGAUUCCUUCACCAUUCCCCAUGUCGCUUACCGCUGGGGCGUCCUCAAGUACAACUGGCGUGCCUGUCACUGUCCCAGCUGUGGGUGCUAAUGGUCGACGUCGACACAAGGGUAGUGGCACCCAUCUCAGUCAAGCUAUCGGUGGUCUGGGCAAGAGUCUGGCUGCGUUGACAGGCUGCAAAGAGAGUGAAAUAGACAGCGAUCUGGGUGAAAUCCGCAGGGCAAAGCGGAGACGAGCUGCCCAAGACGUCCAUGAGGAUGCUAUGGACGCGAUCGAACCUCUCCCCGACGUAACGCGAAGCAAGCUUCGUUCCACUCAAAUUCUCACAUCUCUUUCUCAAAUCGUGUCUGAGCUUUUGCAAAACUCUCUCGACGCUGGCGCUCGACAAGUUGACAUUGGAGUGGAUUGCGAGGAAUGGACCUGCUGGGUUCGCGAUGACGGCUGCGGGAUGAGCAAGGAAGGACUAGACAUUCUCAAUCGCGGCCUAGAGGCAGGGAGAUAUGGAACGUCAAAGGCUUACACCCUUGACUCGUUGAACAGUCUUUCAACGUUUGGGUUCCGUGGAGAGGCUCUUGCUUCUUGUGGUGAUAUUUGUUGCCUUGAAAUCGCGUCGCGGACGGCACACGGCAAAGAAACUUGGUCUGUCAUCAUAAAAGGCUCUAAAUCAUUGUACAAAGGGCCGGCUGUCCGAUGGAGGCGAGAGAGCUCAGGAACAACCGUAUGCAUUCGGGAUGCGUUCUAUAAUCUCCCCGUGCGUCGGCUCUCGCAUGCCUCUCCUGCAAGAACUAUGGACGCCAUUCGACGGCAAAUCGAGACUUUCGCGCUCGUGUUCCCCCAGGUCUCCUUCUCCUUGAAAAAUAUCCACAACGCCAAAGACGACAGGGAUAUGGUUCUCAGAGUUCCGAAGACCACAUCGACACUGACCAUGUUCCGACAUUUGUAUGGUCGAGCUUUAGUGCAGCAUGUCGAAGAAGUUGACCUAAAAUCUGACGGCUUGCGGUUCGAGGGAUUUAUCAGUCUUGACGGAGCGCAGUCUAAGGCAUACCAGUUCUUGUAUAUUAACCGUCAUCCAAUCUCGCUCUGCGACUUGCAUCAUGUUAUUGAUGUACAAUUCGCUUCCAGUUCCUUUUCGAAACAUGCAUACGAGGAAGAUGGCGAAACUAGUGUCCGUAAUGUCAUCCGACGGUCACCACGAAAGACUGAGAAAAGGGCUGUCUAUGUUAUCAAUAUCACAGUUCCGCCUCAGAAUGUAGACAAUUGUCUAGAGCCAGCUAAAGCUGUUGUACAUAUCCGAAACAAGACGACUGUGGUGGGACUUCUUAUCGAAAUCGUUCGGUCUUUUCUGCUUCGUCAUGGUUUCACACCUCAUGAGCCACCUCGUCCUGGGUCACCCUCGCCUCGCAAGCGACACAAACUUGAACAUGAAUCUUUCGACGACUCGGGCUAUGCUGAAAUGGAACCGCCAAGCACCAUUAGAGAUCUUCAACCGUCAAGGUAUAACACUCCAGAGCCUUUUAUCACGCGAGAGAAAGAACAUGAAGUAUUGUGGUCGGAUCCAAAUACUGGCCAUGUCUAUGUCAUCAACACGCGCACGGGAAAUUCGUAUAAGCAGUCAGACCCUCCGCAGACGGAACGGGCUACUGCUGUGCAGCGUCGGACACUUUCAAACCAGAACGUUGACAUAGACAAUAUGCCUGAAUGGAUACAACAAGCUCUUGAGGCGAAUAACGUAUUUGCAGUUGCAGAGAAGAGGAUCCCUCAUUUAACUACCCCCGGCUAUACCCACGAGCCGCAAUUUUCCGACUAUCUUCGGCAAGGUGCAGAUCCUGCUGGUAGUACGUCGUACCGGUUCAAGAAAUCGGACCUACAGAAUGCGCGAGUCAUAGAGCAGAUUGAUCGCAAAUUCGUUGCCUGCUUGAUCGACGACACACUAGUGCUUAUCGACCAGCAUGCGGCAGAUGAACGUAUACGAGUUGAACGCUUCCUCAAGGAGCUGUGUUUAGGGUAUCUGGCAAACGCCGCACACAAAGAGCACGGUGGGAUAAAAACCCGAAAGCUAGAUCCUCCGCUUCCGGUGCUGGUGACAUGUCACGAAGCUUCGCAUCUGGCAAAGCAGCAAGUCGGAAUAGAACUCAGUCAUUGGGGCUUUGGAUUUGUCGAUACAGGAGACAAACCGGUGGAAUCGAGUGGUUACACUCAAGUUUUCGUUGACUCCCUCCCGGAAGUCGUUGCUGACAAGUUGUUGAUGGACAGCGAAUUGCGGGAUUUUAUCAAGGGCUUCCUUGGUCGAAUCGAAGAUGAUCCGUUUACAAUUCAGAUACCUCCGCAAACGCAAGAAUCUGACGAUGAGUUUUCUUGGCUCAAUGCCCUCAGAUGCUGUCCGCAACAGCUGCUCGAUUUGGUGAACUCGAAAGCCUGUCGGGGUGCCAUCAUGUUCAAUGAUCCGUUGACGAUUACGCAGUGCCGAAAACUCGUAGACAACUUAGCAAAGACCGCAUUCCCGUUUCAAUGCGCUCACGGUCGUCCAUCGUUAGCUCCUCUCAUCGACCUAGUCCUCUGGCCGAUCCUCUUUCCAUUUGUUACCCUCGUAUCUGGUGUGCCACGACCUACCGAUCUUGUCGCUACGAAGAGGGUGUCGAUAAAGUCAGAACGAAGUUGGUUAUGGGGAUGGGCAUUCGGAGCUGAAAGCACUGUUUCGGUUGUGGACCGCUCACCCAUCGUCUCUUUUGCCUCUCGUCCUGCGGCCUUUGGAGCUGAGAUCAACGACCCAAUCCUGGGUUAUGUCAUUCCGCUCUCCUCCUUCACCGCACCCUGCGAGGCAUCCAACUCGUCGGAGCUUUUUGUGCCGCCAAACAAUGCAUGUCCACGUUUGUGCAUCUCUGGCCCCCAUCGACCUGAUCCGUCAGAAACCUGGAUUGCGCUCGUGCAGCGAGGAGGAGGGUGUGAGUUUGUGAGGAAGGUCAGAGAAGCGCAACGGCUUGGCGCGCGCGCGGUCGUUGUUGGUGGUGAAGACCCCGAAAUUUCGGGAUACCCCGAUGUCUUGGUGAACAUGUACAGUCCAGAGGACGCUUCUGACGUGAAGAUCGCCUCUACAUUUAUACGAUACUCUGACUACAUAACGCUCUUCAACCUGAUCCUCGCGUCCAGCACUUCCCAUGACGGCUUACAGACGCUGUCCCUGCUUAUUACAGCAGAGUAUAGUGCCUGGGAGUGGUAUUCACCAAUCAUCACCUUUAUCGUUAUUUUGCUUCUACCUUCGGCUCUUACCUUCAUAACUCUACUGGUUCACCGCAUUCGGGCCGCUCGGGCAGCCCAGCGAGAACGGGCACCCGAGGAGGUGGUCCACAAACUACCCUGGCGCGUCUGGACGGGGAGUGGCUGGGAGAAACAUGAGAGUGGAGAGGAUCCAUACGCUGAAACGGAUCCCUCGUUAACCCAAGGCCAGACUGACACCGAGCAAGAGGCGACGGAUAAGCCCAAUGUGGAGGAAGGCGAAACCAGCAAUUCCUCCCAAAGCGAUCCGUCGACCUCAGCCGCUACUGAGCUUACCACAACUGCUCCAUUACCUUGGUUCGAUCAACAGCUAGAAUGCGCAAUAUGUCUCUCGGAGUUUGAGAAAGGCGACAAGGUCCGCGUGUUACCCUGUCACCACAUAUUCCAUCUUGCAGAGGUGGACGAAUGGCUCAUUCAAAGGAAGAAGCUGUGUCCCGUUUGCAAGGCCGACGUAACACAACCUCCGGCUGACCCCCACGUGCCCAGUGUCGCAGCAUCGUCAUCGGAGGAUGCAACCGAGAGGACCCCGCUGCUUGAGAAUCCCGCUUAA
Messenger RNA from Mycena indigotica, 4470 nucleotides. RefSeq names its product Mismatch repair-related protein. Gene Ontology annotation, molecular function: ATP-dependent DNA damage sensor activity; ATP binding; mismatched DNA binding. Gene Ontology annotation, cellular component: mismatch repair complex. The record is from RefSeq and is a predicted model, not a curated record. The transcript is spliced from 24 exons. Bases 10 to 4470 code for a protein of 1486 amino acids. NCBI's taxonomy places the organism in Eukaryota, Fungi, Basidiomycota, Agaricomycetes, Agaricales, Mycenaceae. Gene Ontology annotation, biological process: mismatch repair.